Messenger RNA from Paramisgurnus dabryanus, 5090 nucleotides. RefSeq names its product protein NLRC3-like. The record is from RefSeq and is a predicted model, not a curated record. Gene Ontology annotation, molecular function: protein binding. NCBI's taxonomy places the organism in Eukaryota, Metazoa, Chordata, Actinopteri, Cypriniformes, Cobitidae.
AUCCUAAUGAGCCUCUGUAGUUUCCACUCACCUGCGCUGUCUGAUCGCUGACGUCACACUUGAAAGUGAAAGUAAACCAGCAUUUAUGCAGGCCAAAAGCAUGCAAGUUUGGCAGUUGGAGAUGCAAAAUUGUCCCUCCCCCAACCUGUGUAUGGAUCAACUUGUCUGAAUAAAACUUGUGUAUGAAUUAACUUGUUCUCGCCAGGAAUAUAGCCGUAGAUGCUGGAAUGGCGUAAAGAAAUAAAGGAAGAAGAAGAAGUGUCAGUUGAGGAGAUCAAACAUGGAUCAAACAUCAACAGAUGAAGAUUUUUCUCCAGGAUUAAGUUCAGAUCAUCUGAAGAGAUCAGAUCCAGAGUUCAGCUGUGUGUCUAUGAAGAGUGGCCGGUCUUUGGAGCAGCCAUAUAACUUUAAGAGUAAAGAUAAAAGACCUGAUAGCAGACCAGAUGUAACCGAACCCGACUGUAAGGAGAGGAUGAUUGAGCAAUAUGAGAAUCAACCACAAGAAUUCGAUGAAAACAUGAGUCCUCAUUUCAGCUACAAGUAUGAUCUUGCUGAAGUCCUGAACAUAUUCAAAUCAAAUCUGAGGAAGAAGUUUGAGUGUUUGUAUGAGGUUACAUUAAAUAAGAGAAACCCAACACUACUGAAUGAGAUCUACACCGAGCUCUACAUCACAGAGAGUGAAAGUGGAGAGAUCAAUAGUGAACAUGAGGUGAGACAGAUUGAGACACAAUCCAGAAGAACAACAACAGAGGAGACACCAAUCAAAUGUAAUGACAUCUUUAACCCUUUACCUGAACAACACAAACACAUCAGAAGUGUGCUGACAAAGGGAGUCGCUGGCAUUGGAAAAACAGUCUCUGUACAGAAGUUCAUUCUGGACUGGGCUGAAGAGAAAGAGAAUCAGGACGUCCACCUCAUAUUUCCACUUCCUUUCAGAGAGAUGAAUUUGAUGAAGGACAAAACACUCAGUCUUUUAGAUCUUCUUCACCUUUUCUUCCCAGAAACAAAAGAAAUGGAAAUCUCCAGUGAUGAAUAUAAAGUGUUGUUCAUCUUUGAUGGUUUGGAUGAGUGUCGUCUGUCUCUGGAUUUUCACAGCAGUGUGAGGUUGUGUGAUGUAAAUGAAUCAACCUCAGUGGACGUGAUGCUGACAAACCUCAUCAAGGGGAAUCUGUUUCCCUCUGCUCUCAUUUGGAUCACCUCCAGACCAGCAGCAGCUGAUCUCAUCCCCUCUGAGUGUGUUGAUCGAGUCACAGAGGUACGAGGCUUCAGUGAUCCACAGAAGGAGGAAUACUUCAGGAAGAGAAUCAGUGAUGAGAGUCUGUCUGAUCAAAUCAUCUCACACCUGAAGUCAUCCAGGAGUCUCUACAUCAUGUGUCACAUCCCAGUCUUCUGCUGGAUUUCAGCCACUGUUCUAGAAAGAAUGUUGAGUGAAGCAGAGAGUCAAGAGAUCCCCAAGACUCUCACACAAAUGUACACACACUUCCUGAUCAUUCAGACUAACAUCAAACAUCAGAAGGAUUAUGACAAUAAAGUGAAAGAUGAAGAGAUGAUCUUUAAAUUGGGGAAACUGGCUUUUGAGCAUCUUGUGAAAGGCAAUCUGAUCUUCUAUGAUGAAGACCUUAGAGAGUGUGGCAUUGAUGUAGCAGAAGCAUCAGUUUACUCAGGAUUGUGUACUCAAAUCUUCAGAGAGGAAUUUGGUUUGUAUCAGGGAAAAGUUUACUGCUUUGUUCAUCUCAGCAUCCAGGAACAUCUAGCAGCUCUUUAUGCUCAUUUUUCCCUCACAAACAACGACAGAUAUGUGUUUGAUCAAAUACCUGAACCUUCCGGGAUUGCAAAAAUUUUGGAAACAAUGAAACCUAAAUCAUCAGAACAUGAUUCAUUAUCUGAGUUACAUCAGCGAGCUGUAUAUGAAGCUUUACAAAGUAAGAAUGGACAUCUGGAUCUUUUCCUGCGUUUUCUUCUGGGUCUUUCACUGGAGUCCAAUCAGAUUCUCUUACAGGAUCUACUGACACAGAUGAAAAGUUGCUCCUACAAGAAAGUGAAAACUGUUGAGUACAUUAAACAGAAGAUGAAUGAGAAUUUGUCUCCAGAGAAAUCCAUCAAUCUAAUUUACUGUCUGAGUGAACUGAGUGCUGAUUCACUGGUGCAGGAGAUUCAACAUUAUGUGACAUCUGCAUCAGUAGGAAACUCUAAACUAUCCUCUUCACAGUGGGCAUCUUUAGUUUUUUUGUUGCUGACAUCUCAGCAGAAUUUGGAUGAACUUGAUCUAAAUCCAUUUAUUGGAGCUUCAAAAAUAGCAGAUGAAGCCAUUGUGAAACUGCAGCCUGUGAUUAAAGAAACCAAAAAACUCAAGUUGCGUGAGUGUUCUAUCAGACAUGAAGGUUGUGCUGCUCUGUCUUCAGAUUUGAGAUCAAACCCAUCACACCUGAGACAUCUGAAUCUGUCUAAGAUUAAUCUGAGAGAUUCAGGAGUGAAGCUGAUCUCUGAUGGAUUGGAGAAUCCUAACUGUAAACUGAUGUCACUCAGGUUGAGAUUCUGUAAUAUCACAGCGGAAGGUUGUCUUUUUCUGACUUCAGCUCUGAGAUUAAACCCAUCACAUCUGAAACAUCUGAAUCUGUCUUAUAAUAAUAUUGGAGAUUCAGGAGUGAAGCUGAUCUCUGAUGUACUGAAGCAUCCUGACUGUAAACUGGAAAAACUGAAGUUACAGAGUUGUAAUAUCACAGCUGAAGGUUGUGUUGCUUUGACUAUAGUUCUGAGAUCAAACCCUUCACACCUGACACAUCUGAAUUUGUCGAUGAAUAAUCUUGGCGAUGCAGGAGUGAAGCUGAUCUCUGAUUUACUGGAGAAUCCUGAAUGUAAACUGAAGAUACUGAAAUUUGCCCAUUGUAAUAUCACAGAUGAAGGUUACGCUGUUCUGGAAUCAGCUCUGAAAUCAAACCCAUUACACCAGACACAACUGGACCUAAGAGGAAAUAAUUUUUAAUUGAGAACUUAAGCUAUUAUCUCUGAGUUUUAGAAUUUUACAAAUUCCUGGUGGUUCACGGGAAAUGCAGGGGUUCGUGAGUUGAUAAAAAUAAAUAAAUUACAAUUAAAUCAUAAAAUGUAUAUAAAUAAUUUAAAAAAAGAUUCUAAAGAAAAAAACAUACCAACAAAAUAUCGUUUUCCAUGUGUAGAUCCAGAAAGGUGUUUUCAACCAUAAUAAGUAAAUUCCUAACGCUGUAAUUUUUCUUAUAACGCGUUGUGUUUCUCAUUUCAUGUGUUACAGUACUGAUCAAUCUACAGGUUAUUUAGUGCUCUAACACAUCCUAAAGUUUGACUUCUCAGAGUUUUUCAAAACUAAAGUAAAUCAGGUUUAAAUGCGAGUAGAUCCUGUUGGAACAAAAGUAAAGCUUGUUACUUUUGUCCCGCUGCUAGUACUAUUGUAUAUGUUGAAAAUUGGUAUUAUUCAAAUUUUAUUUAAAAUUUAAUAGUGUUCAAACUGUUGAAAAAAAAAAAUUUAUUCUCAACAAUAGUUUGUACUGUUGGUUGCUUUUGAAACAUUUGAUAAAACUGAAAAAAAAAGUAAUUUCAUUAUUUUUUACAAAGAUAAAUUACAAAAUAUGUUUGCAGUUACAUAUUAACAAGGACAUAGUCAUGUAUAGUUACUAAAAACAAGUGUAACACAAAAAUCUUGUUUUGUUAUGUUGCUGUUGACCCACAUGUUUGUUACUUUUGUCCCAGCUGAAAUUAUACUGAAGUCGUUUUACAUUUGUUCAAAAUUCCACAUGGUAUUGAUCGACCACAUUUGUGAGUUAUUGACUACAGCAAAAUAUAUCUCUGUCUAAAACAUUAUCUUUUAAAAUUAAGUUUUUCUGAAAAAUUGUACUUUCGCCCCGCUCUCCCCUACUAUAUCAUGCUUUGACUUUUGCCCUCUGUGUCCUAGUUUUCCUCUGUUAAUUAGUUAGUUAGUUUAAACCUGUGUUCUAUUAAUUAUCCAAUUUGCUCCUUGUUUGGACCCUGCCUUUUGUUCUGUUCCUGGUCGGUUCUUGUUAAUGUCUGUGUAAGAUUAAAAAUAUAGGAAUUUAUUACUUGGUCACAACCCCCUAUGCUAAUAGUGAUCGAAGACUAUUGUCACAACUGUUUAUCCAAUACAGUGGGGGUUAAAGGUGGUCUUCUGAUUGGUCAAUUUGAAUGUAUUAUGUUGGGUUUGGUCAAGUACAUUGGGGGCUAAAGGUGACCGGUCAAUUUGAAUGUAUCAAGUUAGGUUUAGUCACAUGGUCAAGGGAUAGAGGAAGGUUUUUAUGAGCUCUGGGCUUUUGCAUUUUGCCUUUUGCAUUGGCCUUUGCCCUUUCCUUUCUUCUUCACUGGGGUUCAGGCCAUUAGGCCUAGGUUCCAUUUCUCUUUCUUCUAAACUUUCUUUCUUUCUCUGUUCUCUAUCUUAUCAGGUAAUAUCUCACAUGCAUUUGAAACAGUCAAUUGUUUGUAUUAUUUACCAUUUCAUGUAUAGUGUAAUAAUAAGUAAUGUUAUAGUGUAACCAUUUCAAUUAUAACUUUAAGUCAGUACUGUAAUUAAACCUUUUCAUUUACAAAUCUGUUGUUUAGUUUUGAUUUAGUGUUAAUACUUAAACGGUCCAUAUUGCAAUACAAUAUAUUCGUACUCUAGCAACGCUCUCAGACAUAUUGUGUCAGAAACCUGGGAAUGAUUGCAGUUUUGUUCCUCUUCCGAAACCUUACAGUCUGUGUGAUGCUUUGUGAGUUUUCUUCCGUCUAUUGUGAGUAUUUAUAUUAAAGUCUGUUUUAAAGAAAGCUUCCUUUGUCCUCUUCACAGUCGUCACACAUGUACUGUAACACUAGAUCUGUCUUUGACCUUUAUUUUUGUUGGCAUAUUGAUUGCCAUUUGCAUUACCAUUGUUCUACAAAAAAAUAUUACAAUAAUUAACACUUGCGGCUUAUUCCCCUGCUGUCGGGAGAAGCCUAGCUUGCCGCCCACCAGUUGCCGGUAAAGAACCUAAUGAAUUAUAAAGACCUGAAACGAGCAGUUAUCCAGCAGGGUGGGAUGGGUCCGGAGCAGCAUCGGCAACGUUUCUGGUCACUUGAGCUGGGCGAAAGUG